CCACAAAUAACUACAACAAAUGACUAGAACUGUUAUAGUCGAGUGGCUAGACUACAGCCCACUGUACAUUACCAGAGACUUGGAGCCGUAACAAAAUCACAAAGAGUGAGUGAAAAUAAAUCGAUUGGUUUAUACAAGUUCAUCACAAAGAUAUUUGAUUUGGGAUAAGUGGUACGGUGAAACAUUGGACACCGUCUUUUAAUGCUUCACUACUUUAAUUUACUGGUACAGUUUACACUAUCAGGUUUUCGAGAGUUGACAAUGUAUGGAGGUUCUAUGUCUGGUAAAGAUGAUGAGUACGAUUAUCUGUUUAAAGUUGUACUAAUCGGAGAUUCGGGUGUCGGGAAAAGUAACUUACUCUCACGUUUCACAAGAAACGAGUUUAAUUUGGAAAGUAAAAGUACGAUCGGUGUUGAGUUCGCUACAAAGAGCGUGGAAAUUGAUGGAAGGACUAUAAAGGCACAGAUCUGGGAUACUGCUGGUCAGGAACGUUAUCGAGCUAUAACAGCCGCCUAUUACCGUGGUGCUGUCGGUGCGCUGUUGGUUUACGAUAUCACAAAAAGAGAGACUUUCAACAAUUUGGAACACUGGUUACUCGAGUUGCGAAACAACGUAGAACUAGAUAUGGUCGUUAUGUUGGUUGGUAAUAAGUGUGACCUUAGACAUCUUCGAACUGUAUUAACGGAAGAUGCGAAGCUUUGGGCUGAAAGGCAAGGACUAUUCUUCAUGGAAACGUCAGCUUUGGAAUCCACCGGGGUUGAAAGUGCUUUCUAUUACAUUCUUAAAACCAUUUUCGAAGCUGUCCGUUCACAUCCUCCAGUGAGUAAUGUCGACAUGAAAAUGUCUCCAUAUAAUCAACCCAUUGUUUCAUCGAACACAGACAAUUCAAACAGUGGACGACGGUGUUGUAGUUAGAAACAAGGGAAUAAUCAAAUAAUUUGUUUCCAUUUUGCAUGAAGAGAAUUGAUUAAUUAUUUUUCUGUAAACUAUUAUUGUUAAUAAAUUGAUUGAUUGAUUGAUUGAUAUCAGUAAAUCGACAACAAAUCGAUGGAUAGAAUGUUUAUGAUAAAUGUAAAUUAGUGGUGGUUGCUGUUGUCUUUCUUGUUUUUGACGUUAACGAUUACUGAUUCGGUCGCCACUGUCUCUACUUAUUCAUUAUUUAUUUUGUGUGGAUGAAAUCAUUUGCAUUGACUUUUGUUUUGUGCACAUUUUCACUUUUCACGUGUUCGGUUGUGUGUGCGUGUGUGUUUGUGAAUUCAAAGGAGAGAAUGAAGAAGUGAAGGCGAGUUGUUGUUGUUGUAGUAGUAAUGGAGCAGUGUUUCAAAUGCUUUCCUUCCCUGCCCCUUCCAUAGCAGUUUUAACUUAUUUUACACCAGUGUAAAAUGUGAAUGAGCAAAGUGAACACUGAAUCUUUGUUGUGUGCAUCAUAUGAGAGAAGUGAUCUGAUACAGUCAUGAAUGGUGACGAUUGAGUAAGUUGUUAAUGAGCUAAGUGGGAGACCACACUACAAUGACAUUGCAAUCAUCAUCAUCAUCACUACAAUUUAUUGUUUGUGCAUGUGUACAGCUGCGUUCUUCCCAGUUCAUUACUUAAUUGAUAACUUUCUAGUGAACUGUAUAGUAUCUAUUAACAAGAAUAAUUCUAAUUGAUGACAUAGACAUGCAUACUGACUUAUACACGUACACACAUUUCCACGGCACUAUUCUUUUGUUCAUUGUCUAUCACUAUUGUAUUUUCACGAAAUGAAUACUUGUUUGUUUUGUUAAUAUGUGCAGAACAGAUUGUUUUGUAUGACGCUGUAAACUGUGUUUCUCCUUGCUGUGAAUUUCAUUUUAUACUAACUGUAUUGUUAUUGAACUAUGCCAGAUGAUAAAUAAGCUGACACACUAUAUUUUUAGUGAAAAUACUAGUAAUAGAUGAGAAGGAACUGGAUCUUCAGUAGAAAGUCAAUUUUUCCAGUUUUAUCUCUUUUAAACAAAAACAAACAAACAAAUUUGUAUUAUAUGUAUUAUGAUGUGAACUGUGUUUGCAAAUGAACUAAUUUUUCUCUUCUUAUCAACAUAAAUUGAUUUUUCUACCUAGAGUCGGUGUGUUUUGUAGUUUUUGCUGUUGUCAUGUGGUGGGAUAGAAGUUUUCGGCAAUACGAUGUUAGUAAGCAGACUAAGGAAGAACUGCACAAUUCAUCCUAAUGUGAAAUUCAGUUUAGGUGUUUCGUCGUGAUUUUGCUGCCUAUGAAUUUAUUAGAUGACUGUGCAGUGUUAAACACGGGAAGUGAAUGUGCAUAAGGUUCUUUUGAUAGUGUUAGUGAGUCAUGCGCAGAGCAGGACGUAACACGAUUUUGUAUUGGUGGAAGUUGUCACAUCUCAUGAGUAUAGCGAGAAAUCAGAUUGACAGAAAUGGUGUUAGUAUCAAUGGUAGUUGUGAAAGUGAAGUAUGGAGAAUGAGUGGCGAAAAAUGCACCGAUCAGUUGGAUAAGAUAGUAUAAAAUAAUUUUGAAAUUGAAGACCCCAGGGAAGACAGGAUGGAUACGUCAGCAUGAUUGCUGCCAAUUGUGAGUCAUAUCACCCGAAAUGUGCGCCCACUGGUCGUGGUUAUCACGAUGACUGAAGGCCGUUAGUCUGCGUCUACCGAUACAGCUCUUUUCAACAUUAUGAUUUGUGUGCCCCUAUCUUUCAUGAUGAUGUGUCGAACUGUCAGUUAUCAGGGAAUCACAGGCAUGAAAAUCUAUAUGAUUAUUGACAUAGUUAUGACACAUGGGUUCAUUUGUAACGAAGAAAUAACUGACUCACACUGAACCACGUAGAAAUCGCGAACUAGUCUUCUUGAUUUCGAGAUUCUGCAAUAUAUUUGUGGAUUUGUUAUAAAAGUGGAUUUUCAACAACUGUUUGCAGGGUGUUUAGACUUUUGCAAGGUGGUUCUUAAGUAUUUCUGUUAAAAUAACUAUUGAAGGUAAUCAUCUGCCUAAAGAAUAAAAAUAAAUCUUACUGUUGAUGUGUAUGGUUGACGACUUGAAGUUUCCAUUGUGGUAUGAAACAGCAAUUGACUUGCAUUUGUUGGACUUCCGUCAUGUAGAUAGUGAGACUAUUCAAUGUUUUUGCGUUUUGCAUUUCAGUGCGAACUCAUCUUUCUAGUGCCUACCUUGAAUAGUCUACUUAUGAGUAUUUGUGUUACUGAGUUACUGGAGAGUCGUAGUUGCAAGAUUUCUGAAUCGUGUAAGAAACAUCUAAUGAGUGCUAUGGUUCCGUUGACUCCAAAAAGGUGAAAUUCUAUUCCCUGACACAACUGGACUUAAAUCACUCACUUUAUAGAUUGAUGUAGUCUAGUUAUGUGAUGAUUAUCAGUUAUUGAUAGUAAAAUCGGAAGCUGUGUGAAUUUCUUGAAACAGGAACCCACUGAGAUUUGAAAACUUACUGUCCGUUCAUGAAAACAUUUUUGGUCUCACAAAUUGUCCACAGAUCGGUCCACUAAUAGUUCCUGAUGUCUUUUCCUAGAGGCCUGAUCAGUUUCUCACAGAUAUACGUUGAUUUCUUUCUAUGCAUUUGUCACAUGUCAUUUAUAAUUAGUUGAUUAUCACACACAAGUGAGACACGUAGAAAACUAUCGCCUUGUAUUUUAUCAAAGUUUCAUGUGAUCCCUUAAAAUUCAUUGUGACAUAUACGAUCCUGAAGUAACUUGGUGUUGUUCUUUUGUGAUUGACCGGAAACAUUUUGUGCAACUAAUUUCCCGAUGAUUCAUUUCUAUCAACAUCAGUGUAGUUGUGUAAGGAAGUGCAGUUUAACAUGAGUCUCGACGGUGUUUACUUUUUCUCUGAUAUUCUGUAAGUGGUUUGUUGAUUUGCCGACUAUAACCGGUAUUUAAGUGAGUGUUGUAAUCCGUUCAUGGUCAUCUAUAUUGUCUCUUCCCUAUGUGUGCUAUUGAAAGCCAAUGUGACUGGUCAAUGAAGAUGGACAAACAGGAACUCAGCUAACAGACCAUGAGUUAUGUGACAUUCAUGCAAAGUGGUCAAUCGAGAAUUGAUCAACAAUAGAGUGGUUAAUUAAUAGUAGAUAGAAUUUGGAUUAAUUAAAUGACAGGUCAUUGUAAAACAUUGAGUAUUUGAAUAAUAGGAAGAGAAGUAUACAAACUUGUGGUAGGUCGGAUUUAAACGCCACGUUCUCGGUGCAUCUUAGAUACAGUUUUAUUUUUUGAUGUAUUAAUACACUUUAUUAUCCACGAAAGAUCUAUCCAUCCUUGACAUUUGCUACUGACCAAAUGUGUAUUUUUCCGCCAUUUGACAACCGAUUGCCUCCAUUAUGAUCUAUUUGUUUUCAGUAAUUAUUCAUGAACCAGUCUCGAAGUGGUUUAACUUUUCUCACAGUUUUAUAGAAUUAAAUUCUAUCGCUAUUAUCUCUAUGCAUGAGAAGUUCCAUUCUUUGAAUGUAUAUUAAUAUCAGAAUGUGUUCUAUGAGUAGGUCAAGUCCGGACAUCUGACAUUCUGUCAGUGAUAGGCGAAUACAGUCAGGCUAUGAUAAGUGAUGGAGUUGUAUUUACUUGUAUGCAUCAAUGCUGCAGUAGAAAGUAACACAAUAUUCCCACUUAGUUUUCUGUCUUCUAUUACUCUGAAUAGUUAGGUUGGUUAAGUAUAGAAGUGUAUGUUAUUAACUGGAUUGAACAGCAACACACAACGUAAAUUCAAUCCAGGAGUCAUCACCACUACUGAACUAUUCAAGUGAAGUGUCCUGUGCUUUCCAUAUGUAAUCCUUACUACUACUAUGACUAUUCCGUACAGUUUCCAACCAACCAUAAUAUUCUAUCUACUUACCAUGGUUUGUUGAUAAUUUGCUCAGGGCAGGGUUGAAUGGAGAAUGUUGGUGAGCGGCCUAUGCUCCUUCACGAGGAGUAACAGGCGAAAGUAAAUGAUUGAUAACUAACAUUUGCUCACCAUUAUUCACACAAUUGUAACCACGACUAUAAACUGUAAGUAAUAUGGUUGAUCACUUCAUAAAAUUCAAUAGUCAUUCACAAAAUUCUCUUGGAAACAAAUUUGUCAUUGUGUAGUUCAUGUCAAUAUUAUUAGAAAGAAGCACAUACAAUCACAAUAGAUGGUACAUGUAUACACACAAAUAGUUUAGUAUUAUCUUUGUUGAGCACAUCAAUUAAUCGACAUGAUCGAUCGAUCGAUCAACUAAUCAUUGGCACUAUGAUACAUAUGAAAAUCAAUUGUAUUUAUCGAUCUUCCCCUUGAGUGAUACCGACAACAACAACUACUACUACCGUCAAGGUCAUUACGCUUGCCUUGUUUAACCAGAGUGUUAAUCGAACCAGUGAUGAUGUUUCAUGUCAAUCAGAGUAAUGACACUGUAUACAGAAAUCUAGUCCAUAUUCAAUGUAGAUGAUCAUUUCAGGUAUUUAAAUUAUGCAGAAAAUGUUGAAUAAGAACAGAACAUUAAUGUAACCAGUAAUGAUGAAGUGAACUAAUUCAGGACAGAAUGAAUUGGAGAGUAUUUUAUGAAUUAUUGAUUGGUUGACAUGAUAUUAUGUAAUAUUAAUUAAGUGAUAUAUAUAUUUUGAAACUUCAAUGCUGAAAUUCACCUAAACCAUUGUGUAAUAGUAUCUAUCUAGUGGUGUAGUAUGCUACUAAUAUCUGUUGACAUAAGUAGUAUGUGGUGUCAGUAGUUGUUUGAUGAUCUAAUGAUACAAAUUAUGUUAAUACAGAAAUAUAUUAGUAAGAGUAUUUACAAGAAAGAGAAUGCGACCACCACCGCGUAGGUCAGUUCGUGAUGCGUCUGGUCUAAGUUGGCUAACAGUUGCAACGGGUGUGUAGCACGGUAUACACAGUCGUUAUCUGGUUUCGAAGCAUGACCGAGCGCCUUCAGCUAGGUGCAUAUAGUGAAACUAAUGCGGCCAUCAUCAAAUGUCGGAGACAUACAGAGUUAUUUAUUUUGAGGAUUUAUUUAUCGCUACACUGACGAACGUGCUACUUUGGAAAUUCAAAACUAAUCCAAACAUAACGGCACAAUUCUCAGCAUUCAUUAACUAUCAAUUUGAAUGAAGUCACGGCAACUAAGUGUACGCUUUACUUAUUGACUAAAUAUACUGAAAUGAAAUCAAAGAUGUUUUAUAAUGGUGAAAUAACAAUGAGAAUGCUGAGAACAAACGUAAUCAAAUCUCUAAAAUCUAAUGGAUAUACAAAUGUAGUUGGUUAAUCAUGUAUCCUUGUAAAUUUUCAAUGUUUCUAGAACUUCACUCUCUCUGUGUCUCAUAAACAAUGAGAAUAAAUUUGCUUUGAAUUCAAACAUGACCUAUUCUUAUGCAUAGAAGUUCAUACCAAACUUAGUUAUUGUUGUCAUGUCGACGAUAGAAACAAAUGGUAAACAAAACUAUUCACUAUGUGAAGAACAAUGAUGUUCAGUGUAUGGUGUAAAUUAGUUGUUCAUUUCAAAAGAAAUAAAUGAGUUGGUAACUGUAUAAAUGAUUUUUGUGAUGAGCUUCAAGUGAAAACUUCGCCAUAUGAUAUUCUUAGAUUCUUCUAAUUGUUGAUGUCAUUUGUGCUAUUCUACUUAUCGACUAGUUAUUUCACUGAUUGUUUGAUGCAUCUGAUUUGUUUGCACCGUUCAGUAAUUGUUUAGUGAACAGUUUCACACACACAAUUCUAUCGAUUACUUGUUGUGUGUGUGUGUGUGUGCGUGUGAAUGUAUUUAUGUGACUUCUAAUGUAAUUAAUCCGAUUUAUUGUAUGUGACAGUAUGUAGUUUGAAGGAAGUAAGGGGAUUCUGUAGACUUAUGUAUUAUUGUUACACAUACUUGGGUUUAAGGUGAAGUAACAAUUUGGAAGAAAUCGAUGGCUGUUUCAGAGAACUCUGUAGUUCGAAUUAUUGCUAGUGAAGCGUAUAAACUGCGGUUCACCAAUAUUUAAGGAUCAAACGGUAAACGAUACAAACAACUUGAUAUGUAUGGUAUUCAGGUGAAUUACUUGUCAAGUAAUGUAUCUGAUUAUCAAUCGAUUUGUAUUGAGAACUUAUGAUUAACUUCAUGUUUUAUGACGACAUCUUCGAUAAACGCAGUUUUCUCAUGAUCAACAUUCUUGAUUAUGUUCUAAUUUAUUAAUAACUAACAAUUAUUUGUUUUCUAGAAUAGAUGGAGUAUGGCUAGUAGUGAAAUAAAUGACAUGUGUGUUUCAUUCUGUUUGGAACUCAUAUUUAGCUGUAUGUAUCUGUACUCCAGAACUGAUGUUCAUUGUGAAACUCGAACUCUUUACUAUUUGCUUUGAACACCACAAAAUUGUCCACUUAGCUACUGAGCUGAUGACUUUUAAAUCGGACAAAACGCGUUUCCUGGAUUAUACUACUAGCCACAUUCUAUCUAUUCUACAUGAACGUGUGUUAUAAGUGCUUAUUUGGACUAUUGUGUGCAUCGAGUUAUUCAAUUUGCCACUAGUUUUCAUUAUAUUUAGUAAAAGAUAGAAUAAAUGAUUUAGCAUAAAUCAUUCGUGUGAGACAGAUUAAUGAGACUCAUCAACUUUUCAUAGUCAACAUUUUAGAAAGUAUUUCAGAAGAAAAUCGAUUAUGCUCUGUCAAAAUGAUGCUGAACCUUGAUGAGAAGGUGUAUAUUGUAGUUCAUUCGGUAGUACACCAUGAGUAAUGAAUAGGUAAUACAUUAAUGUAAGCUUCUAUAAAACUUAUCUAAUAGACAUGUCUAUAUUAAUAUUAUAUCUCGUUGAGAAUAAUGACUGAUAACUGUUGGGAUUAAUUUCUGGACUGAUAUUACACAUAUAUAUUCUUAUUGUAUAACUAUUGAGUAACUUAAUUAUUCGUAUUUGUGUUCCUUUUAUCAUGAGCUUUAUCUUGAUCUAUGAACUAUUAUUAUACGAUUUACCAUUCUUAAGUUAUGCCCAAUCUACCAAUUACUAUCUCCCUCAUUCACAGCCACAUUUAGCUAGAUCU
This is a messenger RNA of Schistosoma haematobium, 7921 nucleotides long. RefSeq names its product Ras- protein Rab-11A. NCBI's taxonomy places the organism in Eukaryota, Metazoa, Platyhelminthes, Trematoda, Strigeidida, Schistosomatidae. The record is from RefSeq and is a predicted model, not a curated record. The transcript is spliced from 5 exons. Gene Ontology annotation, molecular function: GTPase activity; GTP binding. Bases 202 to 915 code for a protein of 237 amino acids. Gene Ontology annotation, cellular component: endosome.